Acyrthosiphon pisum (pea aphid) is the source of this 507-nucleotide messenger RNA. RefSeq lists its product as uncharacterized. The transcript has a single exon. Gene Ontology annotation, molecular function: DNA helicase activity. The record is from RefSeq and is a predicted model, not a curated record. The annotation marks the transcript as partial. Gene Ontology annotation, biological process: telomere maintenance; DNA repair. NCBI's taxonomy places the organism in Eukaryota, Metazoa, Arthropoda, Insecta, Hemiptera, Aphididae.
AUGGCGGCCGUCGACGACCCGCGCGAGGUGUCGCGAACUUUCUUCGUCGACGGACCCGUAGGUACCGGAAAAACUACGCUGUACGGAUGCCUGAUAUGGUCGCUUCGGCACCGACCACAGCCGCUGGAGAUGAUGUGCGUCGCGUACACCGGCAUCGCCGCGUCGCUCAUGGACGGCGGCAUGACGGUGCACUCGACGUUCGGACUGCCGUUCGGCACGCUGACCGAAGACUCGACGUCCACCGUCACCAUGCAGUCCGAGCGAGCGCGGAAGAUCCGCAACGCGGCUCUCAUCGUCUGGGACGAAGCCCCUAUGUCGCCGGGACUGCAACUGACGGUGGUGGACCGCCUGCUCAUGGGAUGUCAUGGUGUCGGCGGUAAAACCAUGCUGUUCGCCGGCGACUUCAGACAGAUAUUGCCCGUGGUCCGGAGAGGGACGAGAGUCGAUAUCGUCAUGUCGUCGAUCAAGGAAAACGGUCUUUGGAGCGUCAUGGAGCGCUUCAAUCUG